GCACUUACAGGGACGAAGACACGGAAAACAGUACAUACAUGUAUAGGCAGCCACGCUCAAAUCAUUUGGUAAAAUGGCGAGCGACGUUCAAAAGUUUGUCGGAACUGACGAAGUGAAAACGGUGAAGUUUUGGAAAUCGGUGACGGCGGAGGUGCUUUCUACGGCGAUAAUGAUGAUAGUCCAGUGUUCUGUGCCUUUGAAAUGGCCGGGAAAUAACGACUCGGGGACCACGGUUCAGAUUGCUUUGGGGAUGGGGUUCGUCGUGAUGUGUAUGAUAGAGGCUUUUGGUCAUAUUUCCGGGGCGCAGAUGAAUCCAUCAGUAUCGAUAGCGAUGUUGAUUGCUCGGAAAAUUUCAUUAUUGAAAGCAAUAUUUUACAUCAUUGCACAGUGUUCAGGGGCCUUCCUCGGGUCUGGACUUAUCUAUAUUAUAACGCCAGCUAACGCCACGGGCGGUUUAGCCACAACUACCGUAAACCGCGAUAUGACCCCAGCACAGGGGAUGGUGGUCGAAAUGUACCUGACCUUCAUGCUCGUCUUUGUCAUUUUUGGGGCCACGGACAGCAGAAAGAAGAUCACGAUGCCCAGUCUGGUCAUAGGCAUGGCAGUGGCCAUGAACAUUUGUACGGGGAUCAACCACACUGGGGCCAGUAUGAACCCAGCCCGGUCACUGGGACCUGCUGUCUACGUUAACAUAUGGACUGACCACUGGGUGUAUUGGGCUGGGCCUAUCUCAGGUGCCAUCCUGGCUACACUGGCUUAUAACUUCGGCUUCGUCCUACACUGCACCAAGAAGGAAAAGGAACUUGAAGAAGAAAAGAAAUAUGCAGAAACUUUACCUGACCCAACAGUUAUAGAAAGGGUUUGCGGAAGGUACUGCGGUACACUGAACAGCGGGCUGAUGCCAGCACGAGUUACAAGCGAAUCCACGUUUACACUGGAAACAUCGGACAGCACAGCGCAUUUUCAAUUGUGAUAGAUGCGAUUUCCCAGAGGAGGCGAGACGCAUUCUUUGGUUAAACAAUUGGAUAGCUAAAUUAUCUUCUACAGCUGUAAUUCCACCCAAUCAGGAGUAAAAUUUUAAGCAUUAUUUCUCAUAAUGAGAAAGAUUUAAUAGAAAUUUAUUGCGAUGUUUGUAUUGUUAGGAUUUUAAUUAUUGAAUUUGUUUUUCAAAUACUCUCAUUGUUGGCAAGCAUAAAUGAUGUCAUAAGACCACACCAUAGGAAACUUGGAUUUUCUGUACUUCAGAAUAUCAAAUAUUCACUUAUAUUUCUAAUACCAAAAGUGCAGUUAUGAAACCCUUAAUAUGAAGUGCUCAAGGCGAUAUCAUCUACAAAGGGAACUAAAGGGAGGCUUUCAUCAAUGACUUUUAUCUUCUGUUUUACCCCCUCCCCCUUCUUCGUUUGCUGCAUCGUUUGAGAUUAUUCCAUUAGUGUUCUCCAUUCCCUUCUUUUAAACCCACACAUAUUUUCACUUUUUACAAGCAUGUACUGGAAUUAUUAAAAGCAUCUCAGGUAAAAAAUAGUAAGAAUAAAAAGCGACCCGUUUUUUGGAUACGAAAAAAAAGGAUGCACAUUAAAAACUGAUAAAAUUAGCUAAUUUUUUACUGUUCUUUUUUCUUAACUUUGAUAAAAUGAUUGUAUCAUACAUAUAAGAAUAAAGCAGUAAUUUUUCUUCAA
This is a messenger RNA of Lingula anatina, 1676 nucleotides long. RefSeq names its product aquaporin AQPAe.a. Lineage: Eukaryota; Metazoa; Brachiopoda; Lingulata; Lingulida; Lingulidae. Gene Ontology annotation, cellular component: plasma membrane. Gene Ontology annotation, biological process: transmembrane transport; water transport. The record is from RefSeq and is a predicted model, not a curated record. Gene Ontology annotation, molecular function: water channel activity.